UACAGUAACUAUUUUCAACUUUUGUAUCUGCAGGCCCACCUGCUGCGCAAAAAAAUCAACCGAGCGGCGAAAAAGAAAAACGUUUAAAAAAGGAAGUCUCAUCUAAUGACUGCGCCCAGCUCCGAAACUCCAAGAAGGAUUCUUGCUGUUUUGUCUACCUUACGCGCCAAUCUCAAACCACUGCCAGCAUGGAGAAAGAUGUCAAACCAAAUGGAGAUCCUCUUACUGUGGUUAACAAAUGUAUUGAGAGCUUAGAAAAAUUAGUAAAUUUAAAGACCAGUGCUGACCGUGCAUUAUAUAUUGGAUCUAUAGAAAGAUUACAAUUAGCUGUUUGCUCUGAAGAAAGUGCAAUGAAACACUUUGUAGCAAGUUACACAGGUGGUAUACCACUUUUAGUAUCAAUUUUAGAGAAGAGCCAAGAUCAACACAUAAGGCAUUUUGCAAUUUUGAUUAUGGAAAAAAUGCUGUUACAUAAAUCAGGAGGAAGUGAAUAUGCCCAGACCUUUGUGCUUCAUGGGGCUGUGGAUCAUUUGUUAAAACUCAUUGUAAAAUGCCAGUUAUCAUGGGGUGAUGACUUUAUUUGCUCUUUGUAUAGAGUAACAGUCAAAGUUAGUGAAGAAGAUAAAAAGUUUGCUGUGAAAGCUAGAUUUUUGGGAGUGUUGCCAGUUAUAGUGUCUCACAUAAAGACAUAUGCCAAAAGAUACAAGGUUUUGAACAUAAUACUGAAGCUGCUGAAGAAGAUCAUGGCAAGUU
Messenger RNA from Stegodyphus dumicola, 753 nucleotides. Its product is annotated as cytosolic carboxypeptidase 1-like. The record is from RefSeq and is a predicted model, not a curated record. Lineage: Eukaryota; Metazoa; Arthropoda; Arachnida; Araneae; Eresidae. Gene Ontology annotation, biological process: proteolysis; protein side chain deglutamylation; C-terminal protein deglutamylation. Gene Ontology annotation, molecular function: metallocarboxypeptidase activity; zinc ion binding.